CGCACUACCUCAUUAACCAUUGGGAAUGCAGCCAAAAACAUAAGACGACAGUGAAUAUAAGGGGAAUUACUGGCAAGGGAGCUGUAGCCAUCUCACCACCGAACCCACUCCUUUUCCAAGACCAGAAAAGUGUUCCAUUAGCCGGAACCGUUUCUUACUCAGAUAAGAAUUCAAGAAGUUGACUACUACAGGAGGGGAUUUGAAAAAUGACCGGAGCAAAGAGGAAAAAGAAAAGCACGCUGUGGGGCAAGGUGCACGCCCCCCACCGCGAAGACGUUAAACAGUGGUGGAAAAGGCGCCUACCUAUUUUGGAAUGGGCACCACAGUACAGUCUGAAGGAAAACCUGCUCCCUGACACCGUGUCUGGGCUCAUGUUGGCAGUUCAACAGGUGACGCAAGGACUGUCCUUCGCGAUUCUCUCAUCUGUGCACCCCGUGUUUGGUUUAUAUGGAUCUCUGUUUCCAGCCAUCAUUUAUGCCAUAUUUGGAAUGGGACGCCAUGUUGCUACAGGCACCUUUGCCUUGACAUCCUUGAUAUCAGCCAAUGCUGUGGAAAGGCUGGUCCCCCAGAGCAGCCGGAAUCUCACCACACAGAGCAACUCCAGCGUGCUGGGCUUAUCCGACUUUGAGCUACAGAGAAUCGGGGUGGCAGCGGCCGUUUCCUUCCUGGGAGGUGUGAUUCAGAUGGCUAUGUUUGUGUUGCAGCUGGGCAGUGCCACAUUCCUGGUUACAGAGCCUGUGAUCAGCGCGAUGACCACGGGGGCCGCCACCCAUGUUGUCACUUCACAAGUCAAGUAUCUCUUGGGAAUAAAAAUGCCAUACAUAUCUGGACCACUGGGAUUCUUUUAUAUUUAUGCCUAUGUUUUCGAGAACAUCAAGUCUGUUCAGCUGGAGGCGCUGCUCUUAUCCUUGCUGAGCAUCGUUGUUCUUGUUCUCGUUAAAGAGCUGAAUGAACAGUUUAAGAGAAAAAUUAAAGUUGUUCUUCCUGUCGACUUAGUUUUGAUCAUUGCUGCCUCAUUCGCUUGCUAUUGUACCAACAUGGAAAACACAUAUGGAUUAGAAGUUGUUGGACACAUUCCAAAGGGGAUUCCUCCGCCCCGAGCGCCACCGAUGAACAUCCUCAAUGCUGUGCUCACCGAAGCUUUCGGAGUUGCGCUUGUAGGCUACGUGGCCUCACUGGCUCUUGCUCAAGGAUCUGCCAAGAAGUUCAAAUAUUCAGUGGAUGACAACCAGGAAUUUCUGGCCCACGGCCUCAGCAAUGUGAUCCCUUCAUUUUUCUUCUGUAUCCCAAGUGCUGCAGCCAUGGGAAGGACGGCUGGACUGUACAGUACAGGAGCAAAGACACAGGUGGCUUGUCUAAUAUCUUGCGUUUUCGUUCUUAUUGUCAUCUAUGUAGUUGGACCUCUGCUGUACUGGCUGCCCAUGUGCGUUCUUGCAAGCAUUAUUGUCGUGGGACUCAAGGGAAUGUUAAUACAGUUCCGGGAUUUAAAAAAAUACUGGAAUGUGGAUAAAAUCGAUUGGGGCAUAUGGAUCAGUACUUACAUAUUUACCAUAUGCUUUGCUGCCAAUGUGGGUUUGCUGUUCGGUGUUGUCUGCACUAUAGCCAUCGUGAUAGGACGCUUCCCAAGGGCAAAGACUCUAAGCAUAACAAACAUGAAAGAAAUGGAAGUAAAAGUGAAGACAGAAAUGCACGAUAACACAGAGAACUGGCCUCCUUCCAAGAGGACCAAUGUCAAGGUCUUUCCAGGUAGCCUGACGACAGGAAGUAACGUCAGGAGUCUUUCUGUGACACCCAGGAGAAUGGAAACCUUGCAACAGGUAAAAAUCAUCUCAAUAAACAACCCACUUGUUUUCCUGAAUGCAAAGAAAUUUAAUACUGAUCUAAUGAAAAUCAUCCUAAAGGAAGAUGAGAGCAGUCAACCACUCGAUGAUAUCAGCAAGUGUGAACAGAAUACCUUGCUCAAUCCCCUGUCCAACGGCAACUGCAAUGAGGAAGCUUCCCAGCCCUGCCCCAGUGAGAAGUGUUCUUUGGUCCUGGAUUGCAAUGGCUUGACCUUUUUCGACUACACGGGAGUCUCUACACUUGUUGAGCUGUACCUAGAUUGCAAGAGCAGGGGUGUGGAUGUGUUCUUAGCCAAUUGCACAGCAUCCUUGAUCAAAGCGAUGGCAUACUGUGGAAACCUAGACACCGAGAGGCCGAUUUUUUUUGACUCAGUAUCUGCUGCAAUAAAUAUCAUCCAGGCAAAUAAGAAUCUGAGCAAGGUCAGUGAUCACAGCGAAGUCUGAGGCCCACGUGAUGAAGUGCACAUCUCAUCUUCAGCAACUGCCCCAAAGAGGCUGGAUAUUGACAUUUUGCACAAAUAUUGGUUAUGGAUUUGUAUAUGACCUCUGUUUCAGUGAGAAUGAUAUGAGUUAGCAACUGCAUCGCCAGUGACCAAGGCUUGCUGGCACCUUAUUUUUCUAAUCUUUCUUAAUAAACAGAUUCAUUUAGUUAUUUUAUAUAGGGAUCAAUAUGCAUGCAGAUUUAGUUUACUAAAUAGUAAAGAGACAUUUAUUUCCUUUUAUGAGAGUUUUGUAGGGUCUUAUUUCUAUUUUGUUGUAAGCUAACAAAUGGAGGAACACUUUGAUCAGAAGUGGUUUGGACUAUUUAUAAACCAUUUGUAAAAAAAUCAAGAUCAUGUAACUAAUACAUAAAAAGAAGUUAGCAAAUCUGCCGUUUUCUCAUAGUUUUUACUCCAAAGAUAUUCAAACACCAGUAAGAUAAAGUCUUGCCAUCUGCAGUGAAGAAUGAAAUCCACAGAGAUAAAGCCGUUGGAACAAAAGACAAAGUAGAAGCCAGUGGCGCCAAAUCUCAUGCACACCAUCCCUCUGGCAGUGUUCUUGUGUUCAGCAAAGCUUUGUGUGUGGCAGAAAACUGCUGUUUUAGCAAAACUGAGUUCUUGCCAUUAUUCUGCUUCAUUGUGAGGACUGGAAGCCUUUCGGGGGUCCCGUCGGACAGCUCUCCUCUCUGCAGCGGCACGUGGAAGAUGUUCUGCCUGCAGCCUAUUUUUUUACCACAGAGACUAUGAGAAUUUAGCAUCUAAUAUUUUUCAGAUAGGAUUUUUUAGAUGACAAAAUAUCUUGAGUUGAGUGGUUUUAUGCUGUUUUGAUAAAAGAUUAUCUUUAGAAAUUGUGAAUUUUCUAUUUGAGAGACACCAAGUCAAUAAAAUGUAAUCGUUUAUUUAUCUUUACCAACAUAGAUAGAUGGAUAGAUAGGUAGAUAGAUAGAUAGAUACAUACAUAGAUAGAUGAUAGAUAGAUAGAUAGAUAGAUACAUACAUACAUAGAUACAUAGAUAGAUGAUAGGUAAGUAUUGUAGGGAGGCCACCCAUUUAUUCCCAGCUUCUCAGCCCUGAAAUAACCACACAGAAACCAUAUUAUUUGCCAUACUGUUUGGCCAAUAGCUUAAGCAUAUUUCUGGCUAACUCAUAUCUGAAAUUAAUCAAUCCCUAUUAAUCUGUGUAUCACCACAAGGCUGUGGGCUUACCAGGUAAAGUCCUGGUACUGUCUCCAGCAAGGCUAUGUGGCUUCUCUCUGGCUCUGCCUCCUUUUUUCCCAGCAUUCAAUUUAGUUUUUCCUGCCUGGAUUCAGUUUAGUUUUCCCUGCCUAGCUCUACUUUACCCUACCACAGGCCUAAGACAGUUUCUUUAUUAACCAAUGGUAUUCACAGCAUACAGAGGGGAAUCCCACAUCACUCAAGGGCAUCUGUAAGAACAAAACCUAAUUCCUGUCCAAGUGACAUAUUGAAAUAUAAUUCAGCAAGCGUGUGGUAAGCAUUCGUAUGAUCCCCAAUUUUAGCGCCUCAGUUUUUUGGUAAGAUGAAAUAAUAAAAUUAAAAUACCAAAAAUAAUGUUCCAAAUUUUCAAGGUCAUUUGAAAUUUUACUGACACAAACUGAAAAGAGCGGUAUUGGUGCCCAAAGCCACAGUCUCUUCAUUGUUAAUCUGGUUAGUAACAAGACAGGUGACUACUGCUGAUCACUCAGGGUUCCACGAGGAGAUCAAGGGAGAGCUACAAAUAGCUUCCUUAUAAAAAGGAGUUUUAUUCUGCAUCAUCCAUUUGUAUUAUUCUAAAGGUGCAUGUGAUGAUAUUCUCUAUCUUCAAUCCAUUGAUUCCAGCCGUAGAGGCAUGAAAAGCCAAGAAAAGAAAUAUACAUAUAAAUUGAUAUUUUUCUAUGAAAGUUUGGCCUAUAAUUGAGCUCAUGAGUUAUAGACAUUUUAAAUUUGUUGCAGACUAUGGGCCCCGGCUGACGUUAAAAUCAUCACAGCUAAUUGUUGGGUGAUUUGUUCUCUGGUGUUGUUAGUGUUGAGACAGUCGUGACUGAGAAAUUGCGUGUGAGUACAUUUAAGUAUUAUUUCAGUGUCAAAUAUUGGUGUUAUAGUCAAAGGCAAAGAAGAUCAAAUCACACACUGUGUUAAGUUCACUGUGCUAUAGUUUAUUCCAAGACCAUGAUGACUGUUUGCCCAAAGAAAGUCUCUUGAAUUAAGUUCUGAGAGUCCAAGAGCUGAAUAUGAGUUUUAGACAUACAAGUGUCUAUUUCAAAAAAGAAGCAGAGACCAGAGAAGCCACAGGACAGCUCCACUGUUGCAAUGUUUGUGUCAGCACACUGACCUGUUCUUAUGGCCUCUCUCAUUUUUAUAUGAUAAACUCCUUCCUUAGUACUUGCUAUAAUAAAAUAGCUUUAAAAAACAAAACUGACCUAUACAGGUGUUGUGAGCCUAAUAUGGCAGAUAUGAAAUAUGUAACCAGAAAAAGACUGUUAACAUUUGUGCAAAUUAAAUGCCCUUAAAUUUUGUCAUUUAUCUUCCAUUUUAAAGGUUAGUUGCCCUCAAUUAUAUAAUUUCAACAUUAUAAAGUUUAGCUUAAACUACUUUGCAAUAAUUUAUUUGACAGAUCUCCCAUGCAGUGGAAUGAGGAGAGAGAUCUUUCUUUUUUUUUUAUGAAAACAUUAAUGUGUUAAUAUCGCAUAUGAGUAAUGCCUGACAUUUAAUCGUCGUUGAAAUAUGUUGAUAUGUUGCUGAACAUACACACACCUCUGAAAUGCCAAUUUUAUGUUCUGUGGAUUGAUCCAGUUCAGUACCAAAUAAGCUUUUUGGCAGUGAGUUUGUUGCCAGAUGGAUUUCAAAGAGGGAGCUAAGCGGUGCUUUCUCAGCCCAAAGGCGUAGUUAAGAAUCAUGUAGUCCAAUAUGCUGCACUUAUUUUUAUAUUUUUCCAUGCACUUAAUUAUUGUUUUUUAUAAUUAUUUGUACUAACUCAGCAUGUAGCAACCAAUUUACGUGGAAAUAAAUUGCAAUAUGAUAAGUACAA
Myodes glareolus (Bank vole) is the source of this 5344-nucleotide messenger RNA. RefSeq names its product solute carrier family 26 member 7 (gene Slc26a7). Lineage: Eukaryota; Metazoa; Chordata; Mammalia; Rodentia; Cricetidae. Gene Ontology annotation, biological process: transmembrane transport. The record is from RefSeq and is a predicted model, not a curated record. Gene Ontology annotation, cellular component: membrane.